Molecule: messenger RNA, 964 nt
Organism: Cercospora beticola
Lineage: Eukaryota; Fungi; Ascomycota; Dothideomycetes; Mycosphaerellales; Mycosphaerellaceae
Source: RefSeq, a predicted model, not a curated record
GAAAAACUUGUCAUGUGCCCUGCGCUGCGGUGUUUAGCGCAGCGGUGCGGGCUGCCGCAACACCCGAUUCUGUGUAGCACCGCAGGCUCGGCGUCUUGAUAAGGCACGCCAUGGCACGACUUCAAAAGGCACGCGUCUUCCAGACUGAUCGGCAAUAGGAGUUGCAGGGCCACCGCGAACAUCGACAGCAAUCAUGGGUUGGGCACGCAAGAUGAUGCGAGGCAGAGUCUCCAUCCGGGACAGGCUCGCCAGGUCAGACACCAUGAGCUCCGUAGACACCGCAAGCUCCACCGGAACACCUUCUUCGCAGCAGUCAACCAGUUCGGCCCAGUCUACCAACUCGGCAUCCCAAGCGCUGGCAACAUCCCCAUUCAUGGCCGGAGUCAAGAUACCUUUCCGAGCGACUCUCAAGUCCCUAUGGCGAUAGAUGAGGAGUUCCAGGAGCAAGCCUAGGUGCAAAAAGAUACCAUUGGAGAAGAAAGUGAGAGCCAGGGCUCAUGAUACGUGUCAAGAACUAUGGAGUUUACACACAAAACCGACUUCGGACUGCAUACUGCUUUUCAACCACUCUAAGCGCAGAGAAGCUCUGCAACCAGCAAAACAGAAUCGUCUACAGGAUGGACAGCUGCUCAGGGAAGAUCUCUCCCGCUACGCCGACUCCAUUCCAGGCGGUGCAGUUGCAGCGAAAGCAUCCCACUCGUGAUCACCGAAUUGCCUACCCAUACGGCCCUUGCUGUACAUCAAUGGUCCCUUCAUCUUGACAAGUGGAUUCAUCCAGGCCUUCUUCCCGUCUGGUCCAGUAACUUCCUUGGACGUGGAACCAAUACCUGAAUCCAGAGACGUCAGCUUCCACAGAGAUGUUUCCGCAGGCUGCACUCACCGGUUGGCUGGUAGUUCAGGUAGAUGCCUUCCCAUGACCUCUUUGGACACGCGAAUACUUCAUGCAUGAUACCAACAUACGGGA